Gekko japonicus is the source of this 1113-nucleotide messenger RNA. RefSeq names its product lipase member M-like. The coding region runs from base 16 to 1113 and encodes 365 amino acids. Lineage: Eukaryota; Metazoa; Chordata; Lepidosauria; Squamata; Gekkonidae. The transcript is spliced from 9 exons. Gene Ontology annotation, molecular function: hydrolase activity, acting on ester bonds. The record is from RefSeq and is a predicted model, not a curated record.
GAUCCAGAAGCAUUUAUGAGUAUUAAUGAGCUCAUCAUGUACAGGGGCUACCCCAGCAAAGAGUAUGAAGUACUGACAGAUGAUGGGUACAUUCUUAGCAUCAACAGAAUCCAAUUUGGCAUUAAGAAUGAAGGGAACUCAGUUGUGAAACCCGUAGUGUUUCUCCAGCAUGGCUUGUUAGGAGAUGGAAGCAACUGGGUCACCAACCUGGACAAGAACAGUUUGGGCUUUGUCCUUGCGGAUGCUGGCUAUGAUGUUUGGAUUGGAAACAGCAGAGGAAACAUCUGGUCCAGAAGACACCAAAAUUUGUCCAUACAUCAAGAAGAGUUUUGGGCUUUCAGUUUUGAUGAGAUGGCUAAAUAUGAUCUUCCAGCUGUUCUGAAUUUUAUUCUGCAAACCACUGGACAGCAACAGUUAUUCUACAUUGGCUAUUCACAGGGUGCUGCAAUAGGGUUUAUAGCAUUUUCAACAAUGCCAGAGUUGGCUGAAAAGAUCAAACUGUUUUUGGCCUUGGCUCCUGUAACUAGAAUUAAGUAUGCCAGAAGCCCUGCAGUAAAACUGAUGAGCCUUCCUGAAAAACUUCUCCGGGUUAUGCUUGGCAAAAAAGAAUUUCUUCCCCGGAACAAAUUACUCAAAAAGAUUAUUGUUCCAUUGUGUAGUUACAGAUUAUUUUCUGGUGUCUGUGGAAAUGCCUUCUUUUUUCUGGCUGGCUAUAAUGUGGCAAAUAUGAAUAUGAGUCGAAUAAAUGUGUAUGUUGCUCGGGCGCCAGCUGGAACAUCUGCACAGAAUAUAUUUCAUUGGAGCCAGAUUUAUCGCUGUGGACUAUUUAAAGGUUAUGACUGGGGCCAUGAGGUCAAGAAUAAGAAGAAGCACAAUCAGUUUACUCCUCCCGUAUAUAAGAUAGAAGAUAUGAAUGUACCAGCGGCAGUAUGGACUGGAGGAGAAGACCUGCUUUCGGACCCGGAAGACACUGCUAUCUUACUCUCUCAGAUUAAAAAUCUUGCAUUCCAUAAAGCAGUUCCAAAAUGGGCUCACCUGGAUUUCAUCUGGGGCCUGGAUGCACCUCAAAACAUGUAUAAUGAAAUCAUUGCUCUAAUGAGGCACCAUGCAUAA